Messenger RNA from Drosophila ficusphila, 1038 nucleotides. RefSeq lists its product as uncharacterized. The transcript is spliced from 4 exons. NCBI's taxonomy places the organism in Eukaryota, Metazoa, Arthropoda, Insecta, Diptera, Drosophilidae. The record is from RefSeq and is a predicted model, not a curated record. Bases 145 to 933 code for a protein of 262 amino acids.
AGCUCUCAGACGUUGAUUCGCAUUUGCAUCGUUGAGGUUCGACUACCUGACAGCUCGUAAAAAACCAUUUCACCGAAAGGAAAAGGCAAUAAAAUAUUGCAUUUUUAAGCUAAUUAAAAUAAAUAGAAAAUCUAUAUAAUUAAAAUGUUUCGAGUCUUUUGCGCUGCUUUUAUAAUUUCCAUUUCGGGAUUAUGUUUGACUGCCGAUAUUGAGUUGCCGCCAGCGGAGUUUAAGCCGGUCCGAGAAUUGCCUAACGAUAUUCCGACUUGUCGAGAGGGCGACAUCAACAUCAACGAGUGCAUCAAACAGGGCAUCCAGCAGAUAACGCCACGCAUGAAGUAUGGAAUCAGCGAGCUGAACAUCCCGCCCCUCGAUCCCUUCGAGAUGGGCAAGAGCUCCUACAGCUACAACUCCGGACUCCUCCAGGGUCGCAUCUCCAUGAAGAACGUGGUGGUCCACGGCCUCAGCACGGGAAUCGUGGACAAGGUCGACUUCCGGCUGAAGAACGGAAAGGUUCGCAUGGAGAUCCUCUCCCAUGUCCCACAAAUGUUCGUCGAGGGUCUCUACAAGGCGGACAUCAAGCUCAACGACCUCAAGCUGAACCCAAAGGGAACCUUCAACAUCACCAUGACUGAUGUUGCCAUGAAGGCGAGACCCAUUGGCGAACUUUAUGAGCGUGAUGGACACACCUACCUGCGUUUAACCAAACUGGAGACUGAGCCCAAGGUGGGUGACCUGAAAUUCUACGCCAACGGACUGGUUCCCGAUCCGGUGCUCAACGAUGUUAUCUUGGACUUUAUCAAUCAGUACUGGCGUCAAUUGUAUCAGGCGAUGCUUCCCGAGACUUUGUCCGCCUGGCAGCCUUUGCUCCUUAAAUCCUCGAAUGAUUUCUUCGCUGCAUUACCAUUUGAUAUGCUUGUUACCAAGAAUUGAUAUCCCGACUUAAAUACUGUUAUUCUAUUUAUAACGUUAGGCUUCAUCUGUUCUACUCAAGGUGUUAGCAUAGUUUUUACCGAAAUAAAGAUGAAUUUACUUAAA